AUGCUAACCAAGUUUGAAACCAAAUCAGCCCGUGUUAAAGGGCUCAGUUUCCACCCGAAAAGACCAUGGGUUCUGGCGAGUCUGCACAACGGGGUCAUCCAGCUGUGGGACUACCGUAUGUGCACGCUGAUCGACAAGUUCGACGAGCACGACGGACCCGUCAGAGGAAUCGACUUCCAUAAACAGCAGCCUCUUUUUGUGUCAGGGGGUGAUGACUACAAGAUUAAGGUGUGGAACUACAAGCUGAGACGCUGCCUCUUCACUCUGCUGGGACAUUUGGACUACAUCCGGACCACAUUCUUUCAUCAUGAGUAUCCGUGGAUCCUCAGUGCGUCGGACGAUCAGACCAUCCGCAUCUGGAACUGGCAGUCCAGGACCUGCGUCUGCGUUCUGACGGGACACAACCAUUAUGUGAUGUGCGCUCAGUUCCACCCGGCCGAGGACCUGGUGGUGUCUGCGUCUCUGGACCAGACCGUGCGCGUGUGGGAUAUCUCUGGUUUGAGGAAGAAGAACCUGUCUCCUGGAGCCGUGGAGACCGAAGUGCGAGGCAUCUCUGGAGUGGAUCUGUUCGGGGCCUCGGACGCCGUGGUCAAACACGUGCUGGAGGGCCAUGACCGCGGAGUCAACUGGGCCGCCUUCCAUCCCACAAUGCCUCUGAUCGUGUCUGGGGCUGACGACAGACAGGUCAAAAUCUGGAGGAUGAACGAGUCCAAGGCCUGGGAGCUGGACACCUGCCGCGGUCACUACAACAACGUGUCGUGUGCCGUCUUCCACCCCCGACAGGAGCUCAUCCUGUCCAACUCUGAGGACAAGAGCAUCCGGGUCUGGGACAUGUCCAAACGCACCGGGGUCCAGACCUUCAGGAGGGACCACGACCGCUUCUGGGUCCUGGGGGCGCAUCCCAACCUCAACCUGUUCGCCGCCGGUCACGACAGUGGGAUGAUCGUGUUCAAACUGGAGCGAGAGCGUCCAGCGUACGCAGUCUACGGAAACAUGUUGUACUACGUCAAAGAGAGAUUCCUCCGACAGCUCGACUUCAACAGCAGCAAAGACACAGCCGUCAUGCAGCUGCGCAGCGGCUCCAAGUUCCCCGUGUUCAGCAUGUCGUACAAUCCUGCAGAGAACGCCGUCCUCCUCUGUACCAGGGCGACAAACCUGGAGAACAGCACCUACGACCUGUACUCCAUCCCCAAAGAAAGUGACUCUCAAAACCCAGACGCUCCGGAGGGGAAGAGGUCCUCGGGUCUCACUGCUGUGUGGGUUGCCAGGAACAGGUUUGCGGUCCUGGAUCGAAUGCACUCACUGCUGAUAAAGAACCUGAAGAACGAGAUUGUGAAGAAGGUGCAGGUCCCGUCGUGUGAGGAGAUCUUUUACGCUGGCACCGGUUCUCUGCUGCUCCGUGACGCCGACGGUGUCACGCUGUUCGACGUCCAACAGAAACGCUCUCUCGCCACCGUGAAGAUCGCCAAAGUCAAAUAUGUGGUGUGGAGCGCCGACACCAGCCAUGUGGCCCUGCUCGCCAAACACGCGAUCAUGAUCUGUAACCGGAAACUGGAGUCUCUGUGCAACAUCCACGAGAACAUCAGAGUGAAGAGCGGCGCCUGGGACGAGAGCGGCGUCUUCAUCUACACCACCUCCAACCACAUCAAAUACGCCCUGAUCUCUGGGGACCAUGGAAUAAUCCGGACCCUGGACUUGCCGAUCUACGUGACCAGAGUCCGAGGGAACAGUGUUUACUGUUUGGACCGAGAGUGUCGCCCCAGAGUCCUCACCAUCGACCCCACGGAGUACCGCUUCAAACUGGCUCUGGUCAACCGCAAAUACGACGAGGUUCUCCACAUGGUACGUAAUGCCAAACUGGUGGGACAGUCCAUCAUCGCGUACCUGCAGAAGAAGGGGUACCCUGAGGUCGCUCUGCACUUUGUCAAGGACGAGAAAACUCGCUUCAGUCUCGCUCUGGAGUGCGGCAACAUCGAGGUGGCGCUGGAGGCCGCCAAAGCCCUGGACGAGCGGUCGUGCUGGGAGCGUCUGGGGGAGGCGGCGCUGCUCCAGGGGCAUCAUCAGGUGGUGGAGAUGUGUUACCAGAGGACCAAGAACUUUGACAAGCUCACCUUCCUCUACCUCAUCACUGGGAACCUGGCCAAGCUGCGCAAGAUGAUGAAGAUCGCUGAGAUCCGGAAGGACAUGAGUGGACACUACCAGGCCGCUCUGUAUCUGGGAGACGUCAGCGAGAGAGUGCGGAUCCUCAAAAACUGUGGGCAAAAGUCCUUGGCGUAUCUGACGGCGGCCACUCACGGUCUGGACGAAGAGGCCGAGGCGCUGAAGGAGACGUUCGACCCCGAGAAGGAGACGAUCCCGGAGGUGGACCCUAAGGCGGAGCUGCUGCAGCCGUCUCCUCCCAUCAACCCCCUGGACACCAACUGGCCUCUGCUCACCGUCUCCAAGGGCUUCUUCGAGGGCGCCAUCGCUGCCAAGGGUAAAGCGGGGCAGAUGGCGGCGGAGAUGGACAUGGAGGCUCCUGGAGGUGAGGGCUGGGGGGAGGACGCAGAGCUGCAGCUGGACGAAGACGGGUUCAUGGACGCACAGGAGGCGUUUGGAGAAGAAGGGGGCGUGGCCAAGGACGAGGGCGGAGGAGGAGGAUGGGAGGUGGAGGAGGACCUGGACCUGCCUCCAGAACUGGACGUGCCGGCAGCUGCAGGAGGAGCAGCUGAGGAUGGGUUCUUUGUUCCUCCGACUAAAGGCACGAGUCCUGCACAGAUGUGGUGCAACAACUCCCAGCUGCCUGUGGACCACAUCCUGGCCGGAUCCUACGAGACCGCCAUGAGGCUGCUGCACGACCAGGUGGGCGUGGUGGACUUUGCUCCAUACAAGUCCCUCUUCAUGCAGACUUUGUCCAGAGGUCGCACCUGCUUCCUGGGGCUGCCCUCUCUGCCCUGUCUGCGAGGCCACCCCCAGAGGAACUGGAAGGACUGUGGUCUGAAGCAGGGUCUUCCCGCGGUGGGAGUGCGUCUCUCUGACCUGAUCUCGCGGCUGCAGCAGUGCUACCAGCUGACCACCGCGGGGCGCUUCGAGGAGGCGGUGGAGCGCUUCCGGGUCAUUCUACUGUCGGUGCCUCUGCUGGUGGUGGACAACAAGCAGGAGAUUGCUGAGGCUCAGCAGCUCAUCACCAUCUGCAGAGAGUACAUCGUGGGUCUGACCAUGGAGACCGAGAGGAAGAAGCUGCCCAAAGACACUCUGGACCAGCAGAAGCGUCUCUGUGAGAUGGCGGCGUACUUCACCCACUGUAACCUGCAGCCGGUCCACAUGUUGCUGGUGCUGAGGACGGCUCUCAAUCUGUUCUUCAAACUCAAAAACUUCAAAACGGCCGCAGGAUUCGCCCGACGCCUCCUGGAGCUGGGCCCAAAGCCGGACGUAGCGCAGCAGAGGUCGCCAGAUAAGGCCAUGAGUGGAAGCAAGACGACUCUGGAGGAUCUGCCCAUCGUCAUCGGAGAAGAUAUAAAGUGUCUUCUCAGAUCCUUCUGGGACAAACUUCGAGCUCAGGACAUCACUGAGCAGGAGGCCAAGGCCAAGAUGGAGGACAUGUUCAUGGAUCUGAUCCGUGUGUCGGCCAAUGAGGUCCUCAGGGCGCUGGUGACCGGGAAGUGCCUUUAUGAGUGUUCCCCUGGUGAGGUGCAGGUGUCGCACACAGGAGUCAGAGCUUCUCUCAGCCCCAUCUUCAGAACCUUCCUGAAAACCAAGUCCACAGAUGAGUUCGUCGCCCUGGACCGAGUCAUCAAACUCCUCAGUGCAGAAGUGACUAAGACGGUCAACUCUGUGCUGAAGGACAACUGUGGCUUUGAGCGUCUGCUGCUGGUGGAGCAGAAGGACUGCUCCACAGCACGGAGCACUCUGCACCACAUCGCUGCUCAGGCUUCUAUGUUCCUGCCCCACAUGACCUUCUCCGACCAGUGGGACCGACUCAUACAGGCCGAGAUCUCCAAAGGUCUCACUGAGAGCCACCUGAAAACAGAGGUGCUGGAAGUGGAGACGUCCAUCGAAGCGACUGAAGAGUCAGAACAGGAGAGAGCGAGGACAGAGGUCAGUGAGAGAAACCCUUCCCCGGGUCGAGCUCAUGUCUCUGCAGAACCUCUGAUGGAGCAGAUGGAGGUGAAGCAGGAGGAGUGGGACAUUCUUUCAUUUGGAGAAGUCCUGAUGCAGAGACACUCCCCUGGGGUCCCCCAAGAGGAGGCCGAGACCCGUGAGGCCGAGACCCGUGAGGCCGAGACCCGUGAGGCCGAGACCCGUGAGGCCGAGACCCGUGAGGCCGAGACCCGUGAGGCCGAGACCCGUGAGGCCGAGACCCGUGAGGCCGAGACCCGUGAGGCCGAGACCCGUGAGGCCGAGACCCGUGAGGCCGAGACCCGUGAGGCCGAGACCCGUGAGGCCGAGACCCGUGAGGCCGAGACCCGUGAGGCCGAGACCCGUGAGGCCGAGACCCGUGAGGCCGAGACCCGUGAGGCCGAGACCCGUGAGGCCGAGACCCGUGAGGCCGAGACCCGUGAGGCCGAGACCCGUGAGGCCGAGACUCGUGAGACCGAGCAGACCUCGUCGUGUGAACCGCCACAGAACCAGGAACCAGCUCAGAGGUCUUUGACCAAACCAAAGGAGAAGAAGAAGAGAAAGCAGAGACCGGCCCAGGACCUGCAGAGUGGGCUUGAAGUGACCAAGACCCUAGUUGAAAGAUUUUCCAUGAGUGAUUCAGAAAAGUCUCCCCGUGUUGCUCCUGCACAGGUGACUUCAUCCAUCAGCGAGUCUCAGCAGGUGAAAACCAUCAGGUAUAACUCUGAUGCCCUGGUCCUGAUCCCAGACCAGACCUCACAGACUGAGGAGGACCAGACCCCAAUGAAGAGCAUCUCCAUGAGCGAGCGAGAAAGGUCUCCCAUAAAGACCAGAUACUCUCCCUCUGAAACCCCGCUCAGGCCUCUGCAGCUGGUCCCAGACCAGGUCCCAGACCAGGCCUCAGGUCUCAUCAGGAAGAACCAUGAGGUCUCCUCUCAGUGGGAGACCAGUCAGAUCCAGGAUCUACCGUGGGGGGUGUCCAGACAUAUUCUCCAGGACAAAGACCUGUCUCCGACACAUCCUCUGGUGACGAAGCUGUCUCAGCGACUGGAGGAACAAAUGUGGGAGUGGAGGAUAAAGGAGAGUCCGGACUGCAUCAAAAGAAUCACUUGUGACGUUUACAAAGAGCUGUGGUCAGGAAACAAGAAGACAUGGGUCCACUUUGCUGCUUUGAUCCAAGAAGGUUUCAGCGACUGCAUCAUCUCAGAGAUCCACAACCGCCUGGUUGGACCCAAGAAGAAGAGGAGCAGACUGAGCUCCUUCUUCCACUCAAUUCGUAAGAUCCUGGCUGCGUGUGAGAAGAACCUGACAGACGCACACCAGCUGAACUACGACUCCCACAAUCCCUUUGACCUGUGCGCCGCCUCGUACGUGCCCCUGUACCGCGGGCGUCCCGUUGAGAAGUGCCCUCUGUCCGGAGCCUGCUACUGCCCCCCCUACAAGGGCCAGGUCUGCAGGGUCACCCAGGUGACGGAGAUCGGCAAAGAUGUGAUCGGUCUGCGCGUGAGUCCGCUGCAGUUUCGUUAA
Molecule: messenger RNA, 5625 nt
Organism: Knipowitschia caucasica
Lineage: Eukaryota; Metazoa; Chordata; Actinopteri; Gobiiformes; Gobiidae
Source: the annotation of a GenBank genome assembly